AUGAAAGAUUCUAUAAAACAACAACAGACUAUAAGUAACAUAUCGGCAACGACACCAACAACUUCUAUAAAUCCAACACACCAUAAAUUAAUUGAAAUAUUAAGUGGAAGUGGAGCAGGUAUCAUAACAUCAUUGUUGACGACUCCAUUGGAUGUUUUAAAGAUCACUCUGCAAGUACAAACACAAUCACAGAGUGUCAUUAGUACGACAAAAAGUUUUAUUGAAUCGGGAGGAAUCGGAUCACUGUACACUGGAUUAAAACCAACUCUUAUAGGCAGUGUGACGACAUGGGCAAUCUAUUUCACAACCUACUCGUCACUCAAAACCAAUAUAUCGAAAUACUUGGACUGCGACAUCAACUCUCCCAGUCUCCUAGUAUUCUCGGCUAUGGCCGCAGGUGCAAAUACAAGUAUAUUAACUGCCCCAAUUUGGGUUAUAAGAACUAGAUUAAUUACACAAGAAAUGUCAGGAAGACAAAAAAAUUAUAAUGGUAUGACACAUGCAUUUGUAAAAAUAAUGAAAGAAGAGGGAGCAGCUGGAUUAUAUUCUCAUGGCAUCGUCAUUGUCCAAGAUCAUAGCCAGCAUGGUGGCCUAUCCCCACGAGGUACUCAGAUCACAUGUCUUCUACUCUUAAGAGACAAAAAUAUAACUCAAUAUUUAUAA
Molecule: messenger RNA, 663 nt
Organism: Cavenderia fasciculata
Lineage: Eukaryota; Evosea; Eumycetozoa; Acytosteliales; Cavenderiaceae
Gene: mcfW
Product: mitochondrial substrate carrier family protein
Exons: 5
Coding region: 1-663 (220 amino acids)
Biological process (GO): NAD transmembrane transport
Molecular function (GO): NAD transmembrane transporter activity
Source: RefSeq, a predicted model, not a curated record